GCGCGUCGUCGUUCCGUACUCACCGUCGUCGUCGUCGUCGUCGUCGUCUUCUCGCACGCACGCACCGCCGUUGUCGUCGUAUGUUCUCAUCGGAAAAUGUUGUUACCAACGGUCGUUUUUUGAACACAGUCCGUUCUAAACGCUUUGCGGGUUUUUCUCUCUCUUUCACCAUCGUUCGUCCGUCACAAAUCGUCUCGUCGCGAAUAGAAUAUUAACUGUGGUGGUUAUUUGUUCUUCGUCUUCAACCGUUGGUUGAUAUCCAUCGCGUGUACAACCGUACUGUUCUUCGAGAUCUAUUCGACGGACUUUGGCAAACACGAACCGAUCAUGACGCGAAGCCGUUGGCCCACGCCGUCGCUGCAACUGGUGCUGGCCUUGGUCUUGCUGUCCGGCUUCUUGACAACAGAUAUCGCAGCGAAAGAACCUACUCUGAUCAUUAGACCGACACAGCCAAAACAAACCAAACCGAUUGGCUCAUCGUUGAUACUCAACUGUCAGCCAGACGUGGACCAACCAGAAUUCAUUACGAAUCUGAAAUGGCUAGAUCCGAUGAACAGGACAAUCGAUCAAACACCAACUGCCGGUGCGCACGUGACCACCAUGGUCACUUCCAGUAACAAUCUGGGCCUGGUAAUAACUGGUCUCACAGAAGCGGAUGUCGGCACGUACACGUGCACCGCCAUGUACUCCAAUUCGGAAUAUCUGGUUCGCAGCGUGGUCGUAGACAGUUUCAACGACAUUACAUGGGUAGACGCUCCCACCGAACAGUAUCCAAUCGCCGGCUCCAGUUACAAAGUCCGGUGCAAGGUCAAGGCUGACCCCGCUCCGUUGAUCGACUGGUACAAGCAAGACGCUAGGAUCCAGGACGGAAACGGAUUCGUCAAGGACAUUGACGGUCUGUUGAUUCAAAACGUCACCGCUGAAGAUGAUGGUAUCUAUAAAUGUCGGGCCAUCGUGUUAGACACGGGAAGUAUUCUCGACCGGGAUAUCAGAGUUGAGGUUCACAUCCCGCCCACAUUCGCACCGGAUCAAGUGUCGCAACUGGAAGUGGUUGAGGGUGACAUGGCCAGCGUCCGGUGUGCGGCCAACGGCAAACCGGAACCGAAGGUCACGUGGAUCCAGAUGCCGGAGCAACGGGACCUGAGCGAGGGCACCGAGAGGUACUCGGUGAACAAGGUGACGGGCGUGUUAAACCUGAACAAGAUCAGCCGCACGGACAACGGUCAGUUCAAGUGCGUGGCCAGCAACGCAGCCGGUCUCAUCGAACGCAUGGUGAAGGUGAUCGUGCUCAUCAAGCCCCAGGUGCUGGACGUGACCAACGUGUCCGUGCCGAUUGACAAUGUGGCCAAGAUCACAUGUACUGCAAACGGAAAUCCGUUACCUUCGAUCAUGUUCAGGAGAGUGGGCACGAACGUUGUCAUAAAAUCAGGAAUCAACGACUAUCGCAUUAGCGUGGAACACGACACGGCGAGGGACCAGGCGACGGCCACUCUUGUGAUUAAACACCUGAACCGCACCGACGACGGACUGUACACGUGCAUCGCAUCGAACAAGGGCGGCGAAGCUUCGAAAAACGGACAUCUGACCGUGGAAUUCCCGCCCGAGUUUCCCAGCAACAUGGUCAAAGAAAUGUGGACGUGGAACAGGAUGCCAGUGAACUUGUCGUGCGUGUCCGAGUCGCUGCCCAACGCGUCCAUCUCGUGGCUGCUGAACAACCGUCUGAUCGAAGACGAUAUGAACGUGCAGAAGUUCGGUAAGGGCCCGUACAGCAACCUGCUGGUGACGCCGGUCGAUCCGCGAUACUAUGGCGUGUACAAGUGUCUGGCCAAGAACAUACACGGCGAGAACAGCGCGCUCAUCACGUUGCGAGAAGCGCACAGACCGUCCAAAGUAUCCCAAGCCAAAUUCGACGUCGUGACCGCCACGACUAUUUCGUUCAGUUUCGUGGGCCCGACUGACACGGGAGGUAUUAGAAUCAAAGCGUACGCUGUCCAAUACAAGGAGAUGUCGCAGACAUGGGAAGAAGCCCGUAACAAAUCGUGGCCAGUGGAUACGCCUUACAUACUGGAAAAUCUAGAAGCGCACAGAACCUAUCAGUUUCGGUUCGCCGCCAUCAACGACGUGGGGACCAGCGAAUGGGGACCCUUGGAACAGCGCACCAUGCCCAAGAGAUCUGCGCCCGAGGAACCGAAAAUAUUAGUGAACAAGGACGUGUACACGGAAGACUACAUCAACUCACCGUACGGAAACAGCUACGAAGUGAACUGGAAAAUACCUGCCGACAACGGAGAGCCCAUUGACCACUACAACGUAAAUUAUUGCGUGAUCGAUAAAAUAAACACAAUGUGGACGACUAGGAGGGACUCGUGUAAAAACGAGCAACUCAGAUUCCAGGACAGGACGGCAUUCCUGAUGAACAAUCUAAACGCCAACACGUUUUACAAAGUAGAAGUCAGAGCCCACAACGAAAUCGGAUACAGUGUACCAUCGGAACUUGUCUUUAAAACUGCAGCUGGUGUGGACAUACCGCUACAGCCGCAGCACCAACACCACCUCAGCUCGACUGUCAUCCUCAGCAUCGUACUGGCUGUGCUGUUUACGAUAUUGGUCGUCAUCGACGUGUCGUGUUACUUCGCCAACAACACCGGUAUUCUGUACAUACUGUUCGGGAUGUGUUGCCGAAAGAAAAAAAGGGAAGAAGACGCCAAGCUCGGAAGUGAAGGCAAAGAACUGUUGACCAACGGUAACACCUACCAGAGCAACAACAUGUGCAUCGAACCCACCGAAAUGCUGAAAAAGGACACCGAAGUGGAGUACGACGUGAAACGAUCUGUGUCGCAAACGCGAUUCGUCGGCAAAGACUCGGCUGUUUAGAAACAGACUUGAAAAAGAACGAAUGUUAUAUUAUACAAGUACAAAGUGGUGUACAACGGUUAUUUUACGACUGAAAAUUUGAAAAAUAAAAAACCAAUUUAAUAAUUUAUGAAACAAUUCGAGAAAGGACUGUUUUUCUGGCAUUUAUAAGUGUAAUUAUAAUAAUAUUAUAUCGUAGUAUUUUAUACUACUACAACAACUACUAUUACUACUAUAGGUAAUCC
Molecule: messenger RNA, 3098 nt
Organism: Sipha flava (yellow sugarcane aphid)
Lineage: Eukaryota; Metazoa; Arthropoda; Insecta; Hemiptera; Aphididae
Product: fasciclin-2-like
Exons: 14
Coding region: 328-2874 (848 amino acids)
Biological process (GO): cell-cell adhesion
Cellular component (GO): membrane
Molecular function (GO): protein binding
Source: RefSeq, a predicted model, not a curated record